This is a messenger RNA of Dermacentor silvarum, 8225 nucleotides long. RefSeq names its product E3 ubiquitin-protein ligase TRIM9 (gene Trim9). The record is from RefSeq and is a predicted model, not a curated record. The transcript has 8 exons. Lineage: Eukaryota; Metazoa; Arthropoda; Arachnida; Ixodida; Ixodidae. Gene Ontology annotation, molecular function: protein binding; zinc ion binding. The coding region runs from base 91 to 2307 and encodes 738 amino acids.
UGCGAGAGCGUGCGUUCCCGCCCGCUCUCUUCAGUUCUCUCCGACCGCGCUUUCGGUAUGCGUUUGUGAUGGGCCUCUGCCGCUGGCGCCAUGGAGGAGGAACUCAAAUGUCCCGCGUGCAAGCACUUCUACUCCAAUCCGGUGUUGCUUCCGUGCGCGCACUCGCUGUGCCUCAACUGUGCAUUGAACGCACAGCAGCCGGCCAACGCGCCAACAACUGCUCACGUCGCGAAUUCCACUUCGUCUUCGGAAGACAGUGGCAACAGCAGCAACAGCGGCCUGGUCGGGCCGUCUGAGAUCGGGACCACAGCGGAUUACCCCGACGGCGACAAGGUGAGCCUGCUCAGCGAGACGGACAGUGGCGUUGUCUGCACCAGCCGACCGAGUUCUUACGUGGGAACUCCGAAUCUACAAGGUGUUCUGUUCCCGCCGCUGCUUCACAGCGGUGUCGCUCUUCUGUCCCUCGCUUGCCCCGAGUGCCACAAGCUCGUGUACUUCGACGAAAAUGGUGCGCACAACUUGUCCCGCAACCGAGCGCUGCAGAAUAUUGUGGAUAAGUACGGCGAGACGCGGCGCCUACCCGUGGCCUGUCAGUUGUGCGAGGCCGAUAGACCGCGGGAGGCAUCGGUGAUGUGCGACCAGUGUGAGGUGUUCUACUGUGAGUCGUGUCGCGAAAACUGUCACCCGGCUCGGGGACCGCUGGCCAAGCACACGCUACUGGAACCCCAGCAAGGGAAGAAAAUUCUUCGCGCCCGCUCGCUGGGAGGUCGGGAUUCAAAGUGCACCGAUCACACCGAAGAGGCGCUCAGCAUGUACUGCAUGGUGUGCAAGGUCGCCGCUUGCGUGCUCUGCCUUCAGGACGGACGACAUGCCAGUCACGACGUCCAAGCCCUGGGAUCCAUGUGCAAGGCGCAAAAGACGGAGUUGUCGCAGAACUUACAGGCGCUCUCGGAGAAGGCCAAGACCGCCACCGAGUUCAUCCAGGGGCUCAAGGGCAUGUCCGAGCGAGUGCACGAGAACUGCUUGGCGUUCGAGGCCCAGAUUUCGGCGCAGUGCGACGCCCUGGCCGAGGCCCUGGAGGCCCGCCGCCGCGAGCUGCUGGCGUUCGCGCGGCGCGAGCGCGAGGCCAAGCUGAAGGCGCUCAAGGGACAGCUGGCCAACUGCACCGUGACGCUGCAGAGGACCACCGCGCUGCUGCAGUUCUGCAUCGAGGCGCUCAAGGAGACCGACCACGCGGCGUUCCUGCAGAUCGGGCCGUGCCUGAUCAACCGGGUGGCCAACGUGGACGUGACGUGGCACAAGGACAUGGCGCCCACGCCUUGGGCCUCUCCGGACUUCGACCUAACGCUCGACCAGCGGUCGGUGCUGGACGCCGUCAACCAGCUCACCUUCACGCAGCUGAAACCGCCUGGUGCGCCCCAGCUGAUACCGGAGGACUCGACGGCGGAGAACAACUGCGUCACGGUGGCCUGGCAGCCACACGCCGGCAGCUUCGUCCAGGGCUACGUGCUCGAACUGGACGACGGAAACGCCGGGCCGUUCAGGGAGGUGUACUGCGGCAAGGAGACGCUAUGCACGGUGGACGGGCUGCACUUCAACAGCGCGUACCGGGCCCGAGUGAAGGCCUACAACGCCACCGGGGAAGGACCCUACAGCGACGUCAUCGUGCUGCACACGGCCGAAGUGGCGUGGUUCGCGUUGGACCCGGUGGCGUGCCAUCCCGACAUAGUGCUGUCGGAGGAGAACGCCACGGCUCGCUGCGAGAGCUACGAGCACCGUGUCGUCCUUGGCUCCCUGUGCUUCUCCCGCGGCGUCCACUACUGGGAGGUCACCGUGGACCGCUGCGACAACAACGCUGACGUCGUCGUUGGAGUGGCGCGCGCCGAUGCUGCCAGGGAUGUCAUGUUGGGCAAAGACGACAAGGGAUGGAGCAUGUACAUAGAUCACCAAAGGUCUUGGUUUCUUCAUGCCGACCGGCACGAGCACCGCAUGGACGGUGGCGUCGAGAGGGGCUCGGUCAUUGGGAUACUGCUCGACUUGGACAGGCGUCAGCUGUGCUUCUACGUCAAUGACGAACGGCAGGGACCGCCCAUCGCUCUGGGAGCUCCCGUGCAGGGACCGAGCGCCGCACUAUACCCAGCAUUCAGCCUGAACCGCAACGUCCAGCUGACAGUGCACACGGCCCUAGACCCACCGCAGUCCUCCGAUGACAGCGACGACGCAGCAGAUGACGGCGAGGAGGCACGCGAGGUUCCCGACUCGCCCAGCACCAGGAAUGCACCCAACCUGCCACCACCGGUGGUGUGAAGUUUUUUUUUUUUUUUUUGGACGUCUAUACAGAACGAAGCUGCCACUCAUUUGUCAUCCCAUAUUGCAACUUCAGCACAGCUGCAUGCCGUGCAAUGUUUACAAGUUUGAGAACGUGGUAUGCUGCAAUGCUCGGCCAGUUUGGCAAGUGAAGUUGCCAACAUACUCCACAAAACGAAUGGGAACAUGCCGCAGCUGCAUCAGCAGUGCAAAUUUGAAAGGCUGCCCAGUGUCCACUGUAUCAAGUUCACUUGGCAGAUCACAAUUCGAAAGUGUCUUUUCGAGCAAAGUACUAAUUAGAAACGCAAGCAGCGGAGCGCACGGCCUCUGAUUCACACUGCGCCAUGUAACCAUGCCCACGAUAAACAGUGCAGUUAAGGCAUGACCUCCGAGAUAGAGUGGCACAGCAGUACGCUCGCCACUCAAUGUCAGAGGCCACAGUUAAAGUUCUGCGUUCUAGGCCACGUGUCCCGCUCUCCUGCACUGGGCCACUCGUCUUUAUUUGCAAGUGAAUAGUCAGGAAAAAAUAUGUAUAUCGAUUUUUCUGCUUAUCGACGAAACUUGGCGCGGCUGAGAAGCGCUGCUGAUGAUCCCAAUUGACGAUCACUUUGGGAGAUGAGAUCACGUAGCGAGAUUUUGCGUUUGGUGCGGAGUCACGCAUAAUCUUUCAAAAACAAUUGUAUUCCCGAAAGUGAUUGGUCAAUAAUCUGGCUAUUGUGGCUAUGGGUUACAAUGUGCCGAGUGCUGCGCACUCCACUGUUCGUGGUUCAUUAAUUGGACAACAUUUAACAAAAUGAAAUGAAAGUUGAGUUCCCCGAAACACAGAGUUCCUCUCACUUUUAAAGAGUUUUUAGACAUGUCUCUAUUGUUGGGCUAGUUAGUUCAUUCAGUUCAGUCCAAGUACGUAUAAGCUAACACCUUGCCCCUGCGUGCCAUUACAUGAAAGGAAAUACAAAUUUAAUUACUGUGUAACCUGACUUGCGUGUCAGUUCAGCUCAUUUAUUAUAUGAAGGGUCACUCUAUGCUUUUCAGUGGAAUAAAUAUGGUCGGUUGUUGUAAUUAAAACAAAAAUGAAGGUGUGGCAGUGUUAUGACCUAUUCCGCAUUUGCAAGAAUGUGACAUGACUAUUAGUAUUACAUGAGGGGGAGAGUGGCGAGAUAUUCUGCAACUUCAUAUCAUGAUUUAAAACCAAACUAAAAGUGCAAAACGUGAAGUCAGCCGUGAUGCUAAAACAAAGCAUUUGUUGCAUAACGUUGUACGCAGUCGGCUACUACUAUGACGCAUCCACUUGGCGCAAUAAUGGCUGUCCACCACAAUGCGCUACUCCAGGAAGCAGCAUGGGUUAAUGGUAUCUUCUCUAGGACAUCGAGAGGUUUACGGGAUGGAUGGAUGGAUGAUGAUAGCUUCUGCUUUGAAAUGGGGUAGUUGACAAAUGUCGCCAAGCUUGUUUCUUUUUGCCUUUCCGCCUCGUCUGCUCUUGAACCUUGGGAUCGGCUAUUCUUGUCAAUGAACCAUCGAAUCUAAGUACUCCUAUACUUUAAGCAAAAUUAGUUAGAAAAAAAUGUCAUCUGCAGGUGUGUGCCAAUUUGAGCAACUGAUAUACUGAUAUGAUGAAGUUCGAAGUUACAUAACCGAGUUCUCACAUCCUUCGGAGGUACUAGAGGUCUAUUUGUUCGCUAUUCCUAGCGACGGCUUCUACACAGGCUGUGUUGUUUCUAGCUGUCCUCCAACAUGGAGCCGCUAAAGGCAACACGAGAAAAAACUGUUUGUGGAUUACUAGCUAAAUUAAACGGCGUAAAUAAGUUGUCUAUUUGAAUGAGAUAUAUACACGGCAACUUUUGUUUACAUAAUCAUUCAUCAACCGCGCCGUCACAUGCCGGCAUUCACCGGCGUGCAGAAACCGUUGCAGAACUUCCCUUCGCUGUAAAAAACAAUGUUGUGUUUAUUGUGUUUUCCCUUCAUUAGCUUCGCUACUCUCCCAGCCAGAACCAUCGAUUGCGAUUGCAAAUGUGUAGACAGCUAUACGAAGUAAGGAGAGUAGUUUUAUCCGCCGUUUAAUCUUGCAAACAUUCACUAACAGCCGCCUCUUACUAGCCUCAACAGCAGGUCCAUUUAUGUUUUCCCCGCUGUCCUUGAAACAAGCGUUGGACAGGCUAGUUUGGUCCAGGUUUUCCUCCCAAUAAACACUGUGAUGGCCAAAACUUCGGCUUUCCUACACCGCUCAGGCACCUAGUGGCCGAGUUUACUGCAUCUCGAAGUGCACAUUGGCACUUGUUUACUUUUUCGAGCUUGGCUUAUUCCACGGUUUUCACAGAUUUAACUUUAAUGAUGAACCAACUAGCCCAAUAUCAAAUGAUCUUAGUUUUUAUCUGAACGCUAGUGUACAUGCUGUUGGUGGAUUGUGCAAGUUGGGCACUCAUCGUUCCAAUAAUGGGUCUCUGUGUGUUUUUCACUAGAUUAUUCUUGCGACUUCUCUGAGCAAAAGAAUGUUUGCAUGUGUUGUGGAGCAGAGUAAACAAACAAGUAACUGCCUAAUUAAGGUGAGAUCAGAAAUGCAUGUCAUUUCAAACCUUAAUUUGUAAAUUUUGCACAAAGGUUGUUAGCUGCUGUAUUUCCGAUAUAUUUCUUAUCACUGACUGACAUAUCACAAAUGGCUUACCAACUAUUUGACGCAUGUGUGCUAUGAUGACUUCAGCAAUGAUCACAGUUCCUUGGAGUUAGAACUGAGAUAUAAAACACUGUCCCAGUUCCAGGGCAAGACAUAUAAGUUAUUUCCUCAAUUUUAAUUAUUUUAUCAACACUUAACACAUUAUCAGAACGAGGUCAUUGGGCAAGGAACUUUCUCUCGCGACCUCUCCAAGCUACAGAAACAUAUAAAGUUUGUGCUCGCAAAUGUACCAUUUAAGACACCAGCACAUUUAGCAGUCCUUGGCUUGAGCGCACUAGGUUCAGCUGGAAUGAAUUACAGUGUUGAUUGCCAACCUAUGAUGACUGCCAUAUAGAUUCCUUUAAUUUCCUUGCUUGACAGAUAGUUGCACACUGCUUGCUUAAUCAGUCUGUUUGUACAACUGUCUGUUCUGUUUCCGUGUUCCAGUAGCUGGUCAACUUAGGCAGCAACACCAUUAUUCAAGAACUUGUUUCGUCCUUUUCUUUUUUCUUUUUGUAAUACAACUAGUAAUCAUUGUGUAGUGUCGAUAGUAAUUUGCAGAGUGUUGUGUCUUGAGGCAGCGUACAUAUCACUUUACACAAAUACUAUUAGUGCUUCAAAGCUACGUGGACAGAAAGCCACAUUCAGUGGCCGAUACAUCGAACUGUGUUGAUGCCUACUGUUAAAAAGGAAACUAGGGCAAGCUGUAAUCCUAGUUACCUUGUUUGCAGUGCUUAUUCUGCAGUGACAACGACUUCAUACGACUUGCAAGAAGCAGGAAUAUUGCAUUGCAUGUGUUCCCUUGGUUGUCAAGGUGUUGCCAGAAGGUGACAUUCCCGCUCUUCCUGAUGCACUUAUGUUUGAACAAAGUUAAUCUUAAAAAUAAAAUUUCACAGUAUGCGCGUAAUCGUUUACAACAGGAGAAGACUGGGCAUAGGCGACGCACCUUGCAAAAGAUACCGGUGAAAGCCCGAGUGCUGCGUCAUGCCAAUUGUCACUGCGGGUGCUUGUACGCAGCGCAAGAACAAGCAUUGGCCUAAUAGCAUUGCUUGUACAAGAUUGUUUGCAGAGCACAGGGCAGCUCUUAGGCAAGGCUUAUCUGGCGCUGAAUAUACGUCCUGCCAUUAUUUUCGUGUUCUAGUUCUUUUUACCACUUAAUUUUUUAUAUAUAUAUAAAUAUAUGUAGUAUCUUAGUAGGGAACAAAGGUUUGCAAGUGCUGCGAGUGCUCUUGAAGUUAUAUUGAAGUGUCAAAACUUGUAUGGCUUUUUAUUGAGGGAGAUUUCAUUGAAAAGGAAAGCACUGUCGUGUGUUUACAUUUUGACACUUCUGAUUAGAUGAAAAGAGAGUGCACCAUUCAUGCAUCAUUCUGACUUUCGCCUGCCGUGUGUGUUAAAAUGUUCGAGCACUACUUCGGUGACAUGGAAAGAUACUUUUACAAAAUUAAUUGAUAGUUUGCACUGAAAGUCUGGUAUUUUGUUUUUCGUUAAUGCCAUAAUUGAAUUAAAGCUUCAAGAGUUCAGACUGUCAUGAACACAUUUGCCCUGUCAACAAACAGCCUCAAGCCACUCUUCUGUUCUGGUGAUUUUCUUUUCCAGCCAUUAUGUUUAGCUGUCAAACUGUACGCCUGUAGCCAAGAAAACUAGUCACAUGUGUAAAGAAAGCUUAGUGUCAGUUGAAUGAUCUCUGUGGUUGGUAAAUGUGAGGGUGCAUGUCUCAUCUGCAAACACCACCUGACAGGAAGACUACAGUGCACUGCUAUCAGGCUUUAUAGUUUUUGUGCCGAUUUUUUACCACCAAACCAAAGGGAAAGACAGGCAAGUCUGUCCAGUCAUCCCUUGUAAAGAAGCCCUGUUCUUGUUCAUCACUCAUCGGAUGCGGCAAUUCAAAGGGGUCUUACUUUCUUGUAUGUGUGUGUCUAUAAGCUGUGUAACCAAGUCUAGUUUGGAAGCUUUUGGUAAUUUGAGGGUCAUUUGUUGAACCAUUAUUUUGGUAAUGGACCAUUGUAUGUUUUUUACUUUUUUUAUUUUUAGGUAGCGACAGUUGAUCUGGUAGCUACAACAGUCACUCCAAAAUGGUGGUUUAUCAUUCGUUAAAAGGAGCUGCAAAUUAAGUUGUCAUGUCAUGGCAUAUUAGCAACGAUACGUUGGCAACCUAUGAAGUCUUGUACUCCUGUGCGUCCACAUGGCGUGUUAUUGCUGUGAAAGGGGAAUGCAGGAGUGUGCUGAACUAGGCUGGUUCCUGCAUGUGGAAGGGAAUGUAGCAGCACAAGGAGACUGCACGUAUAGUGUGGAUGUGUACAGUGGACGUACAGCGCUGUGUCUGUCGCCUGCGCUAUAUGUGCCAUCUUUUGCGCUGUCAGAUUCCCGUUCAAGGGCAAUGCUGCAAUAGAUUGUAUUGCAGCGUUCCACUGCUUACUAAGAGUACGUAGGUACACGCACUUUUUAGGCGCUUCAUCUGCUCCACAAAGAUGAAUGCUUUUUUUUUUUAAUUCGUUAAAUUUGCUCCUAUGUUUCAGCUUUCAUCAGGCAUAUCUUCAUUUUAUGUGACUUGACGAUUUUAUGUGGCAUGUAGUGAUUUUAGUCUAUGCUAUUCACUCACUGGUGCUAUUGUCAAACUACCGAGGCUUGUUCUCGUUCUAUUACUUUUGUGUUUGUCUAAGUAAUUGAUUUUGGAAGGACCUCAUAUAAAUUCACACCAUCACGCUGAAAUGACUUAAUUAGCCCAAACCAGAAAAUAAUUUUAGUUUCGUUGCAAUAAUAAGCACUGGCGUAUGCUAUAACGCGCAGAGUUGUGUAACUCCGUAGCGCAAGUUUGGUAAGGUCCAGCCAAGACUGCUGUUUCGAGUCAGCUGUAUCCUGUGAUUGCAUUGGCCUCUCUAUUGUGGUGUGUGCCCUUCCCAAGACAUGUGAGGUGAUCAAAGCCAGUUUAAGAUUUCGUGCACUGCCAGGUUUUGCCUACAUGCCGUGGUUGUAUACUUAUUUAUUCUGCAGCACUCUUCCGAGCGUUUGCGUACCGAGUGCUUAUGUUUACCGAAGGUUAUUCUUUGCCAGGAUGGAGCAUAUAAUAGUGUGUACACAUUUUCCUCCAAUUAUCAGCACACAUGGAAUGAAAGUUUACUGGCUGUAAAUAGCAGAGAGGUUCCCUCGUUCUUUUAUUGCUGCUGUAGCAUAUGUAGCAUAUCCGGUAGAGAAGUCACUAUCAUGUUUUUCUUCACAUUUUUUAUGUCUGGCAGUACUAUGUUUAUUGAUUAAAUAAAAGUUUCUUCUCUGC